AUGGAAUAUGAGGAACAACAUCAAUCUAACGUGAACUUCUUAUCAAAACUUACUUCAUUAUCAUUAUCUGAAGCAAUUCGUCCUACUACAUUUGAACAAUAUGUGGGGCAAGAUCAUCUUAUAAAUCCUCAAAAUGGUGCCAUUAGAAAUUUUAUUAAAUUAGGUUAUUUACCAUCAAUGAUACUUUCAGGACCUCCAGGUAUUGGUAAAACUACAUUAGCUUCAGUUAUUUCUUAUGAAUGUGGAUUACCAUUUUUAGAAUUAUCAGCAACUACAAUGACAACACUGGAUUUGAAAAUUAUCAUGGAAACUCAUAAUACUCAAUUAGUAUUAUUUAUUGAUGAAUUACAUCGAUUAACGAAAAUUCAACAAGAUUGGUUAUUACCAUAUAUUGAAAAUGGGAAAAUUAUAUUGAUUGGUGCAACAACAGUACAACCAAAUUCAACAAGGAUUCGUCAAGCUAUAUUAUCAAGAUGUCAAAUAUUUAAAUUGGAAAAAUUGAUUGUGCCAGAAAUUAAAAAAGUUUUAUAUCAUGCCAUAAUUUUCCAAAAUUUAAAACGGAAAAAUCUUUAUCAAUUAGGAAAUAUUGUUUAUAAAAGUGAAUGUUUUGAUUUAAUAUUGAAUAGAGCUCAAGGUGAUUGUAGAAUUGCCAUAAAUUUGGUUGAAUUAAUUAGUGAUAAUUUUGUUGAUAAUAUUAAUGAUGUGGAAUUACUGAAAGAUAAAUUACAACAAAUUUUCCACAGUUUAAAUUAUAAUAAUAGUUUGGGUUUUGGAGGGGAUAAUUAUGAUGAUAUAAUGACAAGAUUUAUGAGAAUAUUAGCUCAAGGUUGUUCAAGAAGUAAAAAAAUUUAUAAAAAUCCAUUAGAAUUUGUUUAUGAAGAUUUCAAAUGUCAAAAUUUUCAAAAUCAUUAUCUUCAACAAAUGCAAGUAUCUGAUGAUAGUGAUGUUGAACCUGGGGAUAUUUAUUCCGAAGAUGAAGAAGACGAACCAAAAAAAAUGAAUCAAUUGGGAAAACAUAUUGAUGAUUAUCAACUUAUUUCAGCAUUGUUUUAUCUUAAUUUAUUAUUGCAACGAGGGCAAUCUCCCAAUAUGAUAUUCCAUUAUUUAAUAAUGUUUACUAUAAAAUACAUUGAAUGUGAUAAUUUUACAUUAAGAAAAUUAUUAUCAUUUAAAAAAGCCAUUGGUAAUAGGAAUAAUGAUACAGAAUGGAUAUUAUCAAAUUGUGUUGAAUGGUUAAUGUAUCAAAAAAGAACAGUUGAUGGUAUAUAUUUGUGGGAAUAUAUUUCAUAUAUUAAAACUUUUUGCAAUAAACAAAUGAAAUUGGAUGAUGCUAUUAGUAAUGAUGAUGAUGAUGAUGAAAUUGAAAUUGAAAUUUCUUAUGAAUCUGAUGAUAUUAAAAUGGUUGAAACGUUUCCUGUAUUUCCUGAUCCUCCUAAUUCAUUAAUAGCUGAUUUUGAAGUUGAAUAUAUUUAG
Candida dubliniensis CD36 is the source of this 1473-nucleotide messenger RNA. RefSeq lists its product as uncharacterized. The coding region runs from base 1 to 1473 and encodes 490 amino acids. The record is from RefSeq and is a predicted model, not a curated record. Lineage: Eukaryota; Fungi; Ascomycota; Pichiomycetes; Serinales; Debaryomycetaceae. The transcript has a single exon. Gene Ontology annotation, biological process: DNA recombination; regulation of DNA repair; DNA-templated DNA replication. Gene Ontology annotation, cellular component: nucleus. Gene Ontology annotation, molecular function: enzyme activator activity; ATP hydrolysis activity; four-way junction helicase activity.